UAGAAGACAAAGGCACAUCCCCAAAUCCCCUAAUCCCCAAAUCCCAGUUAGGGCAUUUUCUGUGUGUUUGAUUUGAGUUGCAGGGUGACAAAGAGUGUAGAAUCUGAUGGGUCGCCUGUUCAUAGAGUCUCUGAAUGGUCCUAAGAUCUUCAAAUGCAAGUGCUGCAAGGUUGAUUCCGCUUCUCACGACGACAUCAUUUCCAAGGAUUUUCAGGGCCGCUACGGCCGUGCUUAUCUCUUCAAGAACGUGGUGAACAUAUCUCUGGGGCCGAAUGAAGACCGGCAUCUUAUGAGUGGGUUACACACUGUGAAUGACAUUUAUUGCAGCUCUUGCCAGCAGAUACUGGGCUGGAGAUAUGAGAAGGCUUAUGAGGAGAGCGAAAAAUAUAAGGAAGGUCUGUUCAUCCUUGAGAAGGAGCGGAUGUUGAAGGAGGGUUGGUGAUGCUUUGAACAUGUAUUCAUGUGGAAAAGGAAGAGAAUGGAGGAACUUUGUCGCAGCUGGUGCAACCUUGGCUAAGGACAUCCUUUUGGUUACCAAACAAUAAAUUGGAUAAGGAAGUAAUGAAGACUGCCAUGUUAGUAGCUCAUGCAACCUUUGCAUGACACUGAAUGUAUAUUAGGACCUUCUAUAUUUUAGUUUUUUCUUUCUUGGCAUUGAAUUUUUUUUGCAAUUCUGAAGAAACUAGUUGCCAUCACAUGGAGUCACUAGUGGUGUCACGCCAGGUUUAGCCAAUUUUAUGGUAAUGAAAAAAGACUACAUUUUUACAGACAA
Molecule: messenger RNA, 772 nt
Organism: Vitis riparia (riverbank grape)
Lineage: Eukaryota; Viridiplantae; Streptophyta; Magnoliopsida; Vitales; Vitaceae
Product: putative yippee-like protein Os10g0369500
Exons: 3
Coding region: 107-442 (111 amino acids)
Source: RefSeq, a predicted model, not a curated record